Cladocopium goreaui is the source of this 1281-nucleotide messenger RNA. NCBI's taxonomy places the organism in Eukaryota, Dinophyceae, Suessiales, Symbiodiniaceae. The record is from the annotation of a GenBank genome assembly.
AUGGACGGUACACUAGGUGUGGCCCCUCACGCGUACGACGCGAAAUUUGCUUCAUGGCUCGUUUCACAAUAUUUUGCGGCAACAAUCCUUCGCAGACUUCGUGGGGGUCCGUGGAAAAGAAGGGCCGUUCGCGUCUUGGUGUCCUACGCCCACGAGAACGGCAGCUGCUGUGAGCAGGGCAUCGUCCACCGUGCGUACCACGUCUUGGAGGAGUACACCGUGCUGCUGCGUGAUGGCUCCAAGGAAGAAGUGAAGACAGAUCGGUGGAACAACCGAAAGCCGGCCAAGAAGAAAGACGAGAAUUCCGAGUAUCACAACAUCGAGUUCAGAUACUUCAAGCCUCACGAGCUCACGGUGCUGAGUGGCCUGAGACCCAACGACCUGGUUGAGGCCCACUUCGCCGUGAAGACGAAGGACGAGACCCAAACUUCGCUGGUGAAGAGCCGGCGUACCGAGCCCGCGAUCGUGGUGAACACCACCACGACAAGCAUCGCAGUGAACUUCACCUCGGAUCACAUUGUCAGCAUUUUACCGCGAGACUUUGUGGCACGGAAGCCCAAGGCUCCCAAGGCAAGGUGGAUCCCACCAACGACACCCGUCCUAUUGGACGAGCAAGGUCCAUCACCUAUUGGGUCGGAGCCUGCGGGCAAGCAAGGCAUUAGGCCCGGAGUGAUCGCCCGGGCGGAGUUUUUUGGCGGCAAUGGCAGCAAAGGAACGGCUCCGGAGUUUGCGAGUGCCAUGAACCUCUUCUUUGUUAGGCGUCGGGCAGAAGCGUCCAAAGAAGGAGUGCAUCUGAGUUUCCCCAUGCUUCGCCAGGCCUGGUCCGAGCUCGGGGACGAAGAGAGAUCUAUCUACCAGGAGGAGGUGAAAAACCACGCGAAAGGAAGCGCCUUUGAUGCGAAGCAGCGGCUGUUGCAGCAGCAGGCGCAGCAGGAACUUCGCAAAGCCGAGGUGAAACGAACGCCUAGCAGAUACUCCCCGCGCUCCAAGCGACCAAAGUCGUCGCUGGCCACGAGUUCUCCGCUGCCCACGCCCCGCUUCCCGCCGCAACGGAGACCGGGCCCAGAGGCCCUAAGUGAAGCUCUGAAUGCCCUGCGAAAGGUGGCCAAAAGUGAUGAAAAUCUUCCACCACCAGCGGAUUUGCGAUGUGUGGCGCAAAGGCUCCUUGGGCCGCGCUUGUCGUUCGACUGGACCUCCGAUGAGGAACGCGAGCUGGAGGUGGUUCCCGACAAGGCGGGAUGCUGGGCUCAUGGAGGCGGGUGGAAGUGGGGGUUGAUUUAA